Labrus bergylta (ballan wrasse) is the source of this 4398-nucleotide messenger RNA. RefSeq names its product phosphatidylinositol-4,5-bisphosphate 3-kinase, catalytic subunit gamma (gene pik3cg). NCBI's taxonomy places the organism in Eukaryota, Metazoa, Chordata, Actinopteri, Labriformes, Labridae. Gene Ontology annotation, biological process: phosphatidylinositol-mediated signaling; phosphatidylinositol-3-phosphate biosynthetic process; cell migration. Gene Ontology annotation, cellular component: phosphatidylinositol 3-kinase complex; cytoplasm; plasma membrane. Gene Ontology annotation, molecular function: 1-phosphatidylinositol-3-kinase activity; 1-phosphatidylinositol-4-phosphate 3-kinase activity. The record is from RefSeq and is a predicted model, not a curated record.
UAGCUUGACAUCCUUCCUGAGUAGCGCCGCGCGUUUCCUUAAUUCAGACAGACUUCAAACUUCCAACAACUUUUCUGCUCUGCUUUUUGGUCCCUCCUUGUAGCAUAAAUGCCGAAACUUUCGCCUAAGAGCCCGGGUAUCGUUGCCGUCCGCGUUCAUUGCUAGGCGAUGGACGGGGACCAGAUCCAGGUGAGCGACGAAGAGCCCAAAGUCGUGCGUGAAGAGACCCGGAGGAGGAGGAGAAAGAAGGCCAUCAGCUCGUCGUCCUGCUGCUCCAUGGAUCAGAUCUCUGUGGAGUUUGUCCUGCCGAGCGUGGUGCGCGGCGGCAGCAGCCAUGACACUCUGCUGCUGGAGGUGGCCGGAAACUGGACGGUGGAACAGGUGAAAGCUCAGGUGUGGAUGAAGGCGGUGACUUUAAACCUCUGUCCCGACUUCUACCAGCGCCUUUCCCCCGACCACUGCAUCCUGCUCUACCAGAAGAAAGGCAACCUGUGUGAGAUCUACGACAAACACCAGGUGUUCCAGACGCUGGACUGCAUCCGCUACUGGAGAGCGCUGAAGAAAGACGUGGGCCGGAUUCAGCUGGUCCCCCGCCCGCAGCCCUCGGAUGAGUCGCUGCAGUACCAGCGUUACCUGAACAACCUGAUCGGCUACGACGUGACCGACGUCAGCAACGUGCACGACGACGAGCUGGAGUUCACCCGCAGGAAGCUGCUGACGCCCCGACGCAUCGAGCUGUCUGAUCGAGACCCCAAACUCUACUCCAUGGACCCCUGGGUGACCCUCAAGCCGCUGCCUGAACACCUGCUCAGCAAGAUCAGUAACAGCCACAUCCUGGUGGUGAUCCACAUCAGCACGGUCAGCCAGACCAUCAAGGUCUCCAUCGACGACACUCCUGAACAGGUUUUGACCAGCUUUUUCACCAAGAUAGCAAACAAGAGAGUUCUGCUGGGUAUCCCUGACAACACGUGUGAGUCCGACUUUGUGCUGCGUGUGUGUGGAAGGGAGGAGUAUCUGUACGGGGAUAAACCGCUGCUCAACUUCAACUGGAUCCGUCAGUGUCUGAAGAACGGAGAGGAGAUCCACCUGGUUCUGGAGAAGCCCCCUGAUCCAGACCUGGAUCUGGUCCAGAAGGACGACUGGGCUCAGGUGGAUGACUGCACCGGAGUGGCAGGGACCCACGAGCAGCUGACGAUCGAUGAGAAGGACCACGAGCGAGUGUUCACCAUCUCUAUGUGGGACUGCAACAGGAAGUUCAGAGUGAAGGUGCUGGGAAUCGACAUCCCAUCUCUGCCCAAGAUCCCAGAUUUCAUCGUCUUUAUCGAGGCCAGCAUCUUCCACGGUCAGCAGCUUCUAGCUCAGGAGAGGACGUCCUCUAAAACCUUCAAUGAAGAGGUGCUGUGGAACUGCUGGCUGGAGUUUAACAUUAAAAUCAGGGACCUGCCUAAAGGAGCACGCCUCAACCUCCAGGUGGUCUGUGGGAAGCAGCCUCAGACGCCAAACUCCAAGGCAGGCUCAGGCUACCAGGAUAACACCUCAGGAACAGGCAGCCACGAGGGUAAGACAAAGACUCGUCUCCUCUACUACGUCAACCUCCUCCUCAUCGACCACCGCUCGCUCCUCCGCCAGGGCGAGUUCAUCCUCCACAUGUGGAGGAUGCCCGAGAAGAGCGAGGAGAGCAGCAGCAGCAUCAACGCAGACAAGCUCACCUCGGCCACCAACCCGGACAAGGCCUCCAGCAUGGCCAUCGCCAUCUUACUGGACAAGUACUGCUACCCCGUGGUGCUGCCCAAGAGCCGGGACACGGGCCGGGGCGGGGGCGAGGAAACGGAGGGAGGGGAGCGGGGUCAGAGGGAGAUGCCGAACCACCUGAAGAAACAGUUUGGGGCCAUCGUGGCUACCGACCCCCUGCACCCGCUCAGCCCUGAGGACAAAGAGCUGCUGUGGCACUUCAGACACGAGUGUAUGCGCGACCCCAGAGCCUACCCAAAACUCCUGGGAUCUGUCAGGUGGGGGAAACAGGAGGACGUCUUGGCAACGCAUCGCCUGCUGGAGCGCAGCAGUGCGUGGGACAGCAGUGGUCUGGAUGUGGGUCUGGCCAUGCAGCUGCUGGACUGUCACUACUCAGACGCUCAGGUUCGCUCCAUGGCCGUCAGGAAGCUGGAGACUCUGGAAGAUGAUGACGUGCUCAGAUACCUUCUGCAGCUUGUACAGGCGGUCAAGUUUGAGCCUUACCAUGACAGCGCCCUGGUCAGGUUCCUGCUGAAGAGGGCUCUGAGGAGUAAGCGCAUCGGCCAUUUUCUCUUUUGGUUCCUGCGCAGUGAGAUCGCUCAGUCCAUGCAUUACCAGCAGAGGUAUGCUGUCCUGCUGGAGGCCUACCUCAGAGGCUGCGGUGAAGACAUGCUGCAGGACUUCAGGAAACAGGUGGAGAUGACUGAAGCUCUGCAGAAAGUCACCAGAGAGAUGAAGGCAACAUCUGCUGACAAGUAUGACAUUACUGCACAAGUGGUGUUUCAGCUGCGUCAGAAACUGGAGACUCUGCAGCUGUCGGGUCUACCGGAGAGUUUCAGGGUCCCCUAUGAUCCUGGACUCCGAGCUGGAGUCCUGCUGAUCGAGCAAUGUAAAGUGAUGGCGUCUAAGAAGAAGCCCCUGUGGCUGCAGUUUAAAAGGGCCGACCCCACCACUCUGUCCAAAGACCCCAUAGGCAUCAUCUUCAAAGAUGGAGAUGACCUCAGACAGGACAUGCUCAUCCUGCAGAUUCUGCUGAUCAUGGAGUCGAUCUGGGAGACUGAAUCUCUGGAUCUCUGUCUGCUGCCGUACGGCUGCAUCUCCACUGGAAACAGGAUAGGUAUGAUUGAGAUCGUGAAGGAUGCCACCACCAUCGCUAACAUCCAGCAGAGUGUUGUGGGAAGCACCGGAGCUUUUAAAGAUGAGAUCCUCAAUCAGUGGCUGAGGGAUAAGUGUGUCGGCGAGGACAAGUUCCAGCAGGCUGUGGAGAGGUUUCUCUACUCCUGCGGUGGCUACUGUGUGGCUACCUACGUACUGGGAAUUGGGGAUCGACACAAUGACAACAUCAUGAUCACUGAGUCUGGGAACCUCUUCCACAUCGACUUCGGUCACAUCCUGGGGAAUUACAAGAGUUUCAUGGGAAUCAGUAAGGAGUGGGUUCCCUUCGUGCUCACGCCAGACUUCCUGUAUGUCAUGGGAACGUCGGGGAAGAAAAGCAGCCCCCACUUCCAGAAGUUCCAGGACGUGUGUGUAAAAGCUUACCUCGCUCUUCGGCAUCACACCAACCUGCUCAUCAUCCUCUUCUCCAUGAUGCUGAUGACCGGCAUGCCUCAGCUGACCAGUAAGGAGGACAUUGAGUACAUCCGGGAGGCGCUCACCGUUGGACGCAGCGAGGACGAGGCACAGCGCCAUCUGCUGGACCAGAUCGAGAUCUGCAGGGAAAAGGGCUGGAUGGUUCAGAUUAACUGGUUUGUUCACUUGGUGCUGGGGAUCAAGCAGGGUGUGGAGAAAAGAUCCACUUAAGGAAUCCGUCACAGUUAGCCAUGAUGAAGUGUUGAACCUCAUCCCUUGGUUUUCUUAAAUUGAGGAAGUUCUGCUUUUAAAUGUAAAUUAGAGCUGUCCAGGAAGGUUCAAACAGAAAGUCCCGGCAAACAUGCAAAUACUGAGGCUGUGUCUGAAACCACAUACUACACACUGCCUACUACAUACUGAAAAUAUAUUUACUGCAUACUAACCUGACCGUUAGCAUAAUGUUUGCAACGUACAACACACAACUUACUAGACUAGACAAUGCGAAAGUGCAAAAUCCUGCAGUUCGACGAGUGUCCACUAGAGGCCGGCUCCAGGAACACAGGAAGUCACAUACACACAAUCUUUACAGCAUAAAUAAACAUGUUUACAGCCUGGUACAAAAAAAGAAUUGUCAUCACUGGCACACACUGUAUGGGGGCUUUUUUAUUUAUUUUUAUUUUUUUAAACUACCCCGUUUUGAUUUUAUGAUUUUAAGUCUGCGGUUUCAGACGCAGUUUGUUAUUUUGAGCAACCAGCUGGGAGAGAAGCUGGAACACCAGUUUUCUAAGAGCGACUGAAAAGUAAUAAGAGCAUGUUAAUGAUGAGGAACUUAAGCUGCAACACGGGAGUGACUGUUAGAGACGCUGCUCACACCAAGUCAAACUUUCACUGCAUUUCUGGAUAAUGUGCUGAAGAAAACGUGUUUACAGGUGCACAUGUUCUCUAUCAUCUUUAAGAAGUCAGCAUUUAUUUUUAAGACACAGUUUUAAUAUAUUUUUUUGUAAUUGUCUUUUUAUUGAAACAAAGUUGAAUCAUACAUACAUGAACAUUCGGCCUCUUCAUACAUUAAUACGCCUGUUCCCUUCUUUUUUUUUUACA